Messenger RNA from Seminavis robusta, 279 nucleotides. The record is from the annotation of a GenBank genome assembly. Lineage: Eukaryota; Bacillariophyta; Bacillariophyceae; Naviculales; Naviculaceae.
AUGGUGAAGAUCUCCACCUUCUUGGCUAGUUGCACUCCCGGGUUGUUCCUGGCAUCCCGAAGCAGUGCCUUUACUGCUCCUCUGCCAACAACUCAAGCCCACGCAACUCCCUUGAAUUUAUCUGCUGGUGGUAAUGAAAGUUUGGAACGAGUCACUUCCUCGUUGACCCAUCAAGCCGAAGAAUUGGAAUCGGGAGGCGACCAAGAGCGGGAACAAAAGGCAGCACAUUUAUUUGAAUCGAUUGAUCAGGAUGGGGAUGGCCAACUAAAGCUUUUAUGA